Xiphophorus couchianus (Monterrey platyfish) is the source of this 4404-nucleotide messenger RNA. RefSeq names its product karyopherin alpha 3 (importin alpha 4) (gene kpna3). The coding region runs from base 106 to 1671 and encodes 521 amino acids. Gene Ontology annotation, molecular function: nuclear import signal receptor activity; protein binding. Gene Ontology annotation, cellular component: cytoplasm. The transcript is spliced from 17 exons. Lineage: Eukaryota; Metazoa; Chordata; Actinopteri; Cyprinodontiformes; Poeciliidae. The record is from RefSeq and is a predicted model, not a curated record. Gene Ontology annotation, biological process: protein import into nucleus.
UCCCCCUCCUUUGGAAGCACCACCACCAGCAGCAGCAGAGGAGCUGCCGUGCCUUUGACGGAGCAGAUACAGUAAGCCGGAGUCAGAGCUACACCCCACAUAGCCAUGGCAGACAACGCCGGCUUGGAAAACCACCGCAUCAAGAGCUUUAAAAACAAGGGGCGCGAUGUCGAGACUAUGAGAAGACAUCGAAAUGAGGUGACGGUUGAGUUGAGAAAGAAUAAACGAGACGAACAUUUACUGAAGAAGAGAAAUGUCCCACAGGAGGAGAGUCUGGAGGACUCUGAUGUGGAUUCAGACUUUAAAGGGCAAAAUGUUACACUUGAUGCAAUCUUACAGAACGCAACCAGUGACAAUGCUGUUAUACAGCUCAGUGCAGUGCAAGCAGCCCGAAAACUUCUCUCCAGUGAUAGAAACCCUCCUAUUGAUGACUUGAUAAAGUCUGGGAUCCUGCCCAUUUUAGUCAAAUGCCUGGAAAGGGAUGACAAUCCUUCACUUCAGUUCGAGGCAGCUUGGGCUUUGACCAACAUCGCCUCUGGGACAUCAGCACAGACUCAGGCUGUGGUUAAAUCAAAUGCAGUGCCCUUGUUCCUGCGGCUGCUACACUCUCCUCACCAGAACGUCUGUGAACAGGCCGUAUGGGCUUUAGGAAACAUCAUAGGCGACGGUCCACAGUGCAGGGAUUAUGUCAUCUCCCUGGGCGUAGUGAAGCCUCUGCUUUCUUUCAUCAACCCAUCUAUCCCCAUCACCUUCCUACGCAAUGUCACCUGGGUCAUCGUUAACCUCUGCCGCAACAAGGAUCCGCCUCCGCCCAUGGAGACGGUGCAAGAGAUUUUGCCUGCUCUCUGUGUGCUAAUAUAUCACACUGAUAUAAAUAUACUCGUAGACACAGUGUGGGCUUUGUCUUAUCUGACGGACGGAGGAAACGAACAAAUCCAGAUGGUCAUUGAUUCUGGAGUUGUUCCAUUUCUUGUGCCUCUCCUCAGCCAUCAGGAGGUGAAAGUUCAGACUGCAGCUCUGAGGGCAGUUGGGAACAUUGUGACAGGAACAGAUGAGCAGACCCAGGUGGUUCUUAACUGCGACGUUCUCUCGCACUUCCCCAAUCUGCUCACCCAUCCUAAAGAAAAGAUUAACAAGGAAGCUGUCUGGUUCUUGUCCAACAUCACAGCUGGGAACCAGCAGCAGGUCCAGGCAGUUAUCGAGGCCGGGCUAAUUCCUAUGAUCAUCCACCAACUGGCCAAGGGUGACUUUGGCACUCAGAAGGAAGCAGCAUGGGCUAUCAGCAACCUCACCAUCAGUGGGAGGAAAGACCAGGUGGAGUUCUUAGUGGAGCAGAAUGUCAUCCCUCCCUUCUGUAACCUGCUGUCAGUGAAGGACUCUCAGGUGGUGCAGGUUGUCCUGGACGGCCUCAAGAACAUCCUCAUCAUGGCUGGAGACGAAGCCAGCACCAUUGCUGAAAUCAUAGAGGAGUGUGGAGGUUUGGAGAAAAUAGAAAACUUGCAGCAACAUGAGAAUGAAGAUAUCUACAAAUUAGCCUUUGAGAUCAUUGAUCAGUACUUUUCAGGAGACGAUAUUGAUGAAGACCCUAGCUUGAUCCCUGAAACCACUCAAGGAGGAACCUUCAACUUUGACCCUGCAUCCAACAUGCAAACAAAGGAGUUCAAUUUCUAAAAAGCCAGGAUGUUUGGUUCCACUAGUUGCAGGGGCGUCCUGUAAUUACCGCAGACAUUCAUCCAUCUCUCCCAACAAUCUGGCAACCCGGUACAGAAGGAUUUUAAAACACCAAUCUCGCCACUAAAGGAUUUAAAUCACAGCCACUUCUGCACUGUGGGGAGCUUUUUCUUUGUCUUGUUUUUUUUUUAAGUUCCUUCUAGUGCAACUCUUCAUACCAGUUGUUCUGCUGGCAACCUGCAUGAGGAGAACUGUCAGUGCUGCCAGUGCUUCUAUCACUCAAAAGUAAAACCAGAAGGAGGGGGGAAAAAAGCCUUCUUGGCAAGAUCCAAAUUGCCAAAUGUCAAGUCUUCACGACAGAAACACAAGCACAUUUUCAGAUCCAACCGCGCGCACACACUCUCACAUUUAUAUAUAAAUGUAUAGAAAUACAUAUAUGUAUACACACUUUCUGACACUUGGGAUUUGUGUGCAUACUUCUGUUAGAAGCCGUCAUAUCAAAUCUGGGGAAGAAAUACUGCUGUUGGUUUGUGGUUUUAUAUUUUGUGCUUUCCCUCCCUUGGAUCGUCACCCCCUGCACGCACACACACACACACACACACACACACACACACACACACACACACACACACAAACACAGAGAGAAACACAAUUGUACACCCUUGGUCACAAUAUUUCCUGAUGAACAGGCACACCCCUCUGUCACCCGUUUUAAAGAGAUAAUCCCCGAGCUAAGCCAUGAUUACCACGGACCCCGUCCGUUCCGCCCACCCAGGAAGUGGAGGUGUGAAAGGGCUCAAAGGUAAAAACAAUAGAGGAAUCCGUGGCAAACUGACUGACGGGACUUCUGACUCAGUUUUCAAAGUUUUUUUUUUUUCGUGUGACCUCUGUCAAAAUAUUAGACUCUUUUAAAGGAAUUCAUCAAAUGUGAAGAAAAUGCCAUAUUUUUUUUCUCUCGACACAAACAGCUAAUGUCCCUCUACAGAUUCAGAAGAGCAGCAACUUUUUUUUUUUUGGUCGUCAAAAUAUGUAAAUUUCUGUCACCAGGCGGACGAUGAAGGCACAGAGACUUACAAAAAGAGGGAACGCAUCAGCCGUACCAUUUGCCCCGCUCUGCAAACUGUUUUCCUCUGGACUCCCCUGUAAUGUGAAAACUCAGAUAUGGGGGCAGGGUUUGGAAAAAAAAAAAAAAAAAAAAAAAACCCUUCAAACUGAAAUCAAACCAUAAGGUUAUUUUUAGCUUCAUUUUUUAUUUUUUAUUUUAAAAAGAAGAAAUUCUCACUUUGAACGGAUAUUAAUUUCGCAUUUCAGCCUGGUCUGGUAUAAUCUGUGGAAUAUUUUUAUUUUUUUUUAUUAGUUUUAUUUUCCUCCAGUCUUAUGCACACAAUUGAGUCACGGUGACGUCUGCCUGCAGAAAGGGACCUAUGCUCAUUGAAGACUAGCCUCAUACAGAGUGCAGGUCCUGAUCUUUAUAGUACUUAAGUACUUUUUGAUUAAGAGGUCACAUGUCAUCACUCGAUUUGAAUAAUUGUAAAAAAAAACAAAACAAAAAAAAACCCAAAAAUACAUGUGAUGUGUAUCUCUCCUUACCGUCUAACAAAUAUAUGAAUAUAUUUACAUAAAGCCUGUACAAAGCUGCUGCAGCUGACGGUCAUUGGAUGGUUGAUAACUAUCCCACAUGGCUGGGGAGGGUUUUUGUUUAGUUUUUUUGGAAGCAAUAUUUUAUUUUAUUUUUUCUUUUGACUUGCAAAUGUAUUGUGAAGACAUGCUGAUAAAUUGGAGUAGGCCGGGUUUUUUGGUUUGUCAUGUUUUCACCUCUUAUUGCGGUGACGGCUGUUUUGAAAAUGUACCGUCCCACGUUCCAGUUGGUGUUUAGAUCCGGGGCCGAGGCGACUAAAUUUAAGUCGGACCCCGAACCUCAGUCUUGUAGAUGAAUCCGCUGGUUGGCUGCUAACUUUUCAGAUUAUUGGGGUGGGCGUACGGAGCAGCGACUGGAUCACAGUGGGGGACUUUAAAUAUCUGGUAGGGCUGUUAAAAGCAGCCAGGACUUUUUUUUUUCCUUUUUUUGGGGAUUAGCUAAUAUUACUGAACAAAACUAUUGAGAGGGUGUACAGUCAUGAACUAGCAGACUAGACCGAGCCACUUUAAAGAUUUACAAUUUUGUUGUCUUGUAUCCAAAUUGGAUGCAAGCUUAUGUUUGCAAGAUUUUUACUUGCUAAUAAAAAGCUGUUUUAAGUGAAAUAAUAGGAGAAAAAGAAGCAACAGACAGCGUUUUGGCCUCUGAUUGUUUGUAUCUUUUUAUAAAUUUUAGAUUGAACUCUUCUCUUUAAGGUGGCUCAUUGAUGCUUUCAACUCUUGUGCAUAUUAAAGACAAUAAUGAGUUGAGAAAUGAUUGUGCCUUUUGUUUUUUCUUUUUUAUUUCAACUGCGAAUAGAUUUUUCUGAACAAACGGAGCAACUGGAGAAUCUUCACACGGGGGUAAAUUUGUCGUCUCCCUACUGUUGGAGUUUGCCAUUAGGAAUGGUCAGUGCUGCUCUUUGCUGUCAAAAACAACUGUUUCUUUCAUAUCUUUUACCCACUGAACAAUGUACGACACCAUUCCUUCCUCCCUGACUCCACAAACCUCACCGGUUUGCCAUAAUUUCAGUCAACAGACCGUGGUUUCCUAACUCACCCUCAGGACGUCGUCUGUGUUUCUGAUUCUAACCAAAAUAAACUUGCUGUCUAGCCGUU